AUGUGGCAGACAGACAAAUCCGACGGAAUCAUCAUCUCUUACACGUUUUCUGAACAAAUACAGUACGGACAUAUGGUGUUCAACGGCGGCACUGUUCUGUCAAUAGCCCAUUUGUCGGCGGAGAUUUGGCAGCGAUUACGUCGGAUUCCACUGUCGGAUCGCAUUAGCAGCCGCGAGAUGAUUGAGCUUGUCUGCUUCUUACCGAUCCAGCAAUUGGGUCGAUUCGCUUUAUGGCUCUUGACUUUUCUAUGUCUUCCUCCUCCUCUACGUUUGCUCUAUCUCGAAGAAGACGAUCGUGAUCAAGCUUUUACUUAUGGCUCAGCUUCUGCUUCCAUCGCUACAUAUCAGAAUCACUUUCUUCUUCAUUCUGAGUGA
Molecule: messenger RNA, 375 nt
Organism: Arabis nemorensis
Lineage: Eukaryota; Viridiplantae; Streptophyta; Magnoliopsida; Brassicales; Brassicaceae
Source: the annotation of a GenBank genome assembly